Messenger RNA from Alternaria arborescens, 2814 nucleotides. RefSeq lists its product as hypothetical. The coding region runs from base 1 to 2814 and encodes 937 amino acids. The transcript is spliced from 11 exons. Lineage: Eukaryota; Fungi; Ascomycota; Dothideomycetes; Pleosporales; Pleosporaceae. The record is from RefSeq and is a predicted model, not a curated record. Gene Ontology annotation, cellular component: endoplasmic reticulum. Gene Ontology annotation, biological process: GPI anchor biosynthetic process; fungal-type cell wall organization.
AUGGUCAAAGACAAGGACGGCGACACCGUCGCUACGUUCAAUGGAAAAUGGAUAUCAUAUUCGCAUACCGCCAUGGCCUACUGUGCCUUUGUCGGCGCCCUCGUAGUUGGAAUAUGGCUACACUACCACAAGAUCGUACAGAACGAGUUCUACGGCUACCCAGAUGAAUGGUUCCCAUCCGUGUCCGCGACUAUCGGCGACCGCUACCCAGAGCGUUCGGUGUUUAUGCUCUUCAUCGCCCUCACAUCCGGCCCUCGAUUUGCGCUCGUUGGCCUUUGGUACAUCUUGACCCGCCGUCCUAACUCGUCCCUCCCCAAGUUCAUCGCUGGCGUUGGCAUCUUUCGGACCUUAACAUGUGGGGGGUGGACAUAUGUGACCUCUACAGACGACCACGACUGGCACGACAUUUUCAUGAUCUCAUACCUUGUCGCGACCCUUCCUUGGACCUUGGGCUGUGUUGCUCUCAGCCCCAAGAACCCCACUGCUCUCAAGUACCGAAAAGUCCUCGCUGGCAGCUUUUUCGGAACUCUUGUGCCGUUGAUAUACUUUUUCAUUCAACACAAGGUACAUCGUGUUGCCGGAGCCUACACUAUUUACGCUUUCUUCGAAUGGGCACUGGUUCUGCUCGACGUAGGCUUUGAUGCUGUCACCAUGAUCGAAUUCCAACAUUUGGAGAUUGUCGUCAAGGAUGUUCGAGGUGUUUCCCGCCUAAAAAACAAGGAAAUGAGCGCGACCUUCUCAGGUGCCUUUGCCUGGUCCGGACUCAUUUAUGCUGCGGCAGAUGUGUACAAUGGAUUUGUCUUCUGGUCCAUGCUGACUUCCCUUGGCGUCUGCGUCUGGUACUUCCCGCUUUGGCACAUGGGUAUCUCUGGGUAUGAGGCCUUGGUCAUGUGCACCAUCACUCCCUUCUUCCUUGGCAUCAACCCCAUACGCUACCUUGCCACUCGCUACGUCUGGUUCUUCCAUUUGCUCUCACUCUCUGGGCUUCUUGCCUUUCUCGCAAAGACGCCUGUCAACCGACUCUUCGCUGUUGGUUUUGGUCUAUCCAUGUCGUGCCUCGCAUGGUCUGCUACUUUCUUCGCCGAACGGUCCCAACCACAUCGCCUCGAAGCACGCAUCUCUGCUUUUGCUAUCGGUCUAAUAGCUUCCAGUAUUGCCAAGUUUGCUUUUUGGACAAACAACCCAAUCUGGCCAAUUAUGCAUGAGGCGAACGGCGGAUGGAACAGGACCGGUCUUGUAGUUGCCUUCGUAUCGAUGCUUAUAUCGACCAGAUCUACCGCCAGCUCAGGUGCUGACGUGCCAGCUCAGGGCCCUACUAAAGGGUCGUCCGUCUUUGCGAGCUUCGGUUUGGCAGGAGUCAUGUUCGCCAUGCACUCGCUGCUCUCCGACUCGAGUACGAUGAUCUCUUGGGUAUGGGAAGGCUACCCCGUUCGGGGUCCCCUGGCUGUUCCCCAUGGCACUUUGACCUUGUUAGCUAUGGGAUUGGGUCUUACGGUUGGGUUGUUCGCGCCAAAUCUGUCAAGAUCGUGGGCCUUCUACGGCGUAGGUUCAAUUGGCGCUGCCGUUCUGACUACCACUAGUCACUGGUCUGGGUUCUAUGGCGCCCUUGUUCUUGCUAUGUACACCAUGGCAGCAGCACCUAUCCUGAUUGCCCACGCGGCGCGCCACUCUCCAGGCCGGACGUUCGGACUCGGAUUCUUGGUGUACAACUUCAUGGUUCUCUUCCACGUCUGGGUUGUAGCCUACGCGUUCGUUCCUGGUGGCCCGCUCGUCCGCGAACAUACAGACUGGGUCAUGACAGCUAUGAUGCUCCAAAUCGGUGCCGGUAUCUUCAGUGUCUCUGCGCAACCGCCUGCACUUACAAACUACAAGGGCAAAGCUGUCAUUACUGCAGCCGCCGGUAGACAGCGGUCCUACUACUUGUACGUUCUCGGUGCUCUGGAGCUGAUUGCCAUCGCUACUGCCUACCUACGCUUCCCGUCAUACGACUACACGCCCUACCACCCAGAAACCAAGUCCAUCACUGCUGGUAUCUGGACGAUACAUUUCUCCCUUGAUAACGACAUGUGGUCUUCUGAAUACCGCAUGCGUGACCUGAUCAAAGAAAUGGAAGUCGAUGUCAUAGGUCUCCUAGAAAGCGAUCUCCAACGCAUCAUCAUGGGCAACCGUGAUACAACACAGUUCCUUGCCGAAGACCUAGGCAUGUAUGUCGAUUUUGGUCCGGGCCCGAACAAGCAUACAUGGGGCUCAGCGCUCCUCUCCAAGUUCCCAAUUGUAAACUCCACACACCAUCUCCUCCCGUCGCCCGUUGGCGAACUCGCUCCUGCCAUCGAAGCCACAAUCGACGCCUACGGCGAGAUGAUCGAUAUUUUCGUCUUCCACUCGGGCCAGGAAGAGGACCCCGAGGAUCGCCGCUUACAGUCAGAAUAUCUAGCCGAACGCAUGAAGGCUACGCCUCGCCCUGCCAUCCUCUUGUCGUACUUGGUCAUCAAACCUGGCGAGGGCAACUACAAUACUUAUGUGGGUGAGAAGAGUGGAAUGAAGGAUAUCGAUCCGUCAGACUGGGAUAGAUGGUGCGAAUACAUUCUCUUCAAGGGGUUGAAAAGAAGUGGAUAUGCGCGUGUUUCCAGGCAUACCAUUACGGAUACCGAGUUGCAGGUGGGCAAAUUCGUCGUCGGCGAGCCGGAGAAUGGAAACGAGCUUGUACAUGAAUCGCAGGUUCCUGCUGGCUUGAGAUUCCCGGAACUGUUCAAGGGACACGGUGUCAGGGGACAUAGGUAUCACGUCUUCAAUGAGCCCAGAUACUAUGCUUGA